UGACACUGCAGACGGAGCCUGCCCCACACCUGAUGUGUCCCUGUGCAGCCUCUCAGUCCAGUGCAGUCACCUAAGCAGAUCCAUGAACAUCCCAGCCCAGCGGCAGAAUGCAGCAGGAGAAAUAUGAAAAAAGCAGCAGGAAGUGUUUUUAUAUUCUCAUCUAUAUGGUGGUUCUGUUUCUGGUGUCCGUCUGCUGGUUUAAUGUGAUAGGACACAGGUGGCAUUCAGAAGUGACCAUCAUCUGUGAUCCUCAGACUGGAUCCAAAAUGCUUGUCAAUGUCUCAUACCUGGACUUCCUACAAGACGUUUCUCUUGAAAGAAUGCUGUAUGAAAAGCCGAAUGCCAAGAAGCCCCCGAGAACCGAUUACCUGAUGAUGACUCCUUGGUUUGCGCCAAUUGUAUGGGAUGGCACCUACAAUAUCGAGAUACUGAAUGCACAAUUUCACAAGAGACAUGUUCGCGUAGGCCUCACUGUGUUUGCCAUCAAAAAGUACACAGUUUUUGUGCAGACUUUUCUUGAAACUGCUGAAAAGUUCUUCAUGGUGGGACAUAUGGUCAACUAUUACGUGUUCACAGACCGCGUUAAAGACAUCCCGAAUAUCCCACUUGCUGAGGGAAGGCAACUGGUGAUCUUAGAGGUCCCCAGCUACCAAAGAUGGCAGGAAGUGUCCAUGAGACGCAUGGAAAUGAUUCGAGACUAUUCCCGGCAAAGAUUCAUCAAUGAAGUGGACUACUUGGUGUGCGUUGAUGUGGACAUGAAGUUCAGCGAUGAGGUUGGGGUGGAGAUCCUCAGUGAUGUUUUUGGCACCUUACAUCCCAGCUUCUAUGGCGCUACCCGCGAGCACUUCACAUAUGAGCGGCGGAAAGAGUCUACCGCCUACAUUCCUUCUGAUGAAGGAGACUUUUAUUACGCCGGUGGGUAUUUUGGGGGAAAGGUAGAAGAGGUCUACAAGUUGACCAAAUUUUGCCAUAACGAGAUGACGACGGACCAGGCGAACAAUAUCGAAGCCAUCUGGCAUGACGAGAGCUACCUAAACAAAUAUUUCCUUUAUCACAAGCCAACUAAAAUUCUGUCUCCUGAAUAUCUAUGGGACAAUGGUUUUGGGGUUCCAGAAUUCCUUAUGAGAAGAUUUGUUGCUGUUCCAAAAGAUCACAAUGCGAUCCGGAACAGAAGAAGUUUGUACGGCUAUCCAAGAGCAAGACAAAAAUUUCAUAGUUGAUGAUUAUUUGAGGCAUUUUCAAAAAUUCUGAAGUUAGAACGUUUAACAAAAUGACCUAUGGGGUAAAAAGGCUGGUGAAGUAAGUUAUUCUUAAAAAUCUCCAUCUACAGUCAUCAACACUGAAAUUGCAGCAAGAAGAACAAGCUGUAAGGUUCUGCAAAUCGAGGAAGUAGCAAGUGUCGCUAAGCACCUAGCUCCAAUCUGUGGCAUGUGGGAGGAGCAUAGAAACUAGAUUUAAAACAAUGUUUUUUUAGCCACAUGAAAUCUUAUAGAUAGGUCAUCAGUAUCUGAUUGGUGGAGGUCUAACACUCGGGACUGCCACCAAUGAGCUGUUUGAGAAAGCAUCGGUGCUCACAGCAGCCUUCUCUCAGCUUAGUCUAGGCCAUGUGA
Bufo gargarizans (Asiatic toad) is the source of this 1610-nucleotide messenger RNA. Its product is annotated as histo-blood group ABO system transferase-like. The coding region runs from base 108 to 1220 and encodes 370 amino acids. Gene Ontology annotation, molecular function: hexosyltransferase activity. Gene Ontology annotation, biological process: carbohydrate metabolic process. Gene Ontology annotation, cellular component: vesicle; membrane; Golgi apparatus. The transcript is spliced from 7 exons. NCBI's taxonomy places the organism in Eukaryota, Metazoa, Chordata, Amphibia, Anura, Bufonidae. The record is from RefSeq and is a predicted model, not a curated record.